UUCUGUAAUUUGAACUAAAAUCUUGCAUUCCCAUCCCCCACAACACCAAUCAACGAUGUUUCAGAUGGUGCAGCGCAGCGGCAAGGCGCCGGUUUUGAUCAUGCGUUUUCCUGGUUGCACGGACACAGCCGUUCUGCUGCCUGUACAGAGGAACUAUGGCCAGAAGCGGCUGGACACGGGCCUUUCGUUUACUACCAAGAAGAAGACCUUCAAGAAGGAGAGGAACGAGGACGAGAAGGACAAGGAUGAAACGCGUCGAAAGAAGCCCAAGAAGGUCAUCUCCACUCGGAUCAAAUCGCGCCAAGCCCCCAAGCUCUGCCCCAUGGACGUGUACAUGGUGAUCGCAGGCAUCGCCAAGCACCGCGAGAGGUCCAACAAAAUAGUCUAUCGUAGCUAAAUGAAUGGAAAUUAUGCCUACAAAUUGCUGCAACUAAAUGC
Messenger RNA from Drosophila obscura, 438 nucleotides. RefSeq lists its product as uncharacterized. Lineage: Eukaryota; Metazoa; Arthropoda; Insecta; Diptera; Drosophilidae. The record is from RefSeq and is a predicted model, not a curated record. The coding region runs from base 56 to 397 and encodes 113 amino acids. The transcript is spliced from 2 exons.